This is a messenger RNA of Tupaia belangeri chinensis (Chinese tree shrew), 1094 nucleotides long. It is a transcript of the gene NRN1, whose product is annotated as neuritin 1. Bases 358 to 786 code for a protein of 142 amino acids. The record is from RefSeq and is a predicted model, not a curated record. The transcript is spliced from 3 exons. Gene Ontology annotation, biological process: neuron projection extension; nervous system development. Gene Ontology annotation, cellular component: plasma membrane. Lineage: Eukaryota; Metazoa; Chordata; Mammalia; Scandentia; Tupaiidae.
AUUCCAGUUUCUGAUGACUAUAAAUGGCGAUUUUCUACCAAGGUGUCUAUUAAAAAAAAUCAUUUCGUGUCAUCCCCCACGUCAGGCCUGCUCGUGGGCGUGAGGCUGUACUUCCUCCGCCCCCUCCUAAUGGAGUGAACCAUUCCCAGCUCUUCCCCUUCUCUCGCUCUCUCAGCCUCUCUCUCUUUCUGUCUCUUCCUCGCUCCCUCUCUUUCUCUCCUCCCUCUGCCUUCCCGUGCAUAAAGUCUCCGUCGCUCCCGGAACUUGUUGGCAAUGCCUAUUUUUCAGCUUUCCCCCGCGUUCUCUAAACUAACUAUUUAAAGGUCUGCGGUCGCAAAUGGUUUGACUAAACGUAGGAUGGGACUUAAGUUGAACGGCAGAUAUAUUUCACUGAUCCUCGCGGUGCAAAUAGCGUACGUGGUGCAGGCCGUGAGAGCAGCGGGCAAGUGCGAUGCGGUGUUCAAGGGCUUUUCGGACUGUUUGCUCAAGCUGGGCGACAGCAUGGCCAACUACCCGCAGGGCCUGGACGACAAGACGAACAUCAAGACCGUGUGCACAUACUGGGAGGAUUUCCACAGCUGCACGGUCACAGCCCUUACGGAUUGCCAGGAAGGGGCAAAAGAUAUGUGGGAUAAACUGAGAAAAGAGUCCAAAAACCUCAACAUUCAAGGCAGCUUAUUCGAACUCUGCGGCAGCGGCAACGGGGCGGCGGGGUCCCUGCUCCCGGGGCUCCCCCUGCUCCUGGUGUCUCUCUCGGCAGCUUUAGCGACCUGGCUUUCCUUCUGAGCGCGGGGCCGGGUCCCCCCACGCGCGCCCACCCACACACUCACUCCAUGCUCCCGGAAAUCGAGAGGAAGAUCCAUUCGUUCUUUGGGGAUGUUGUGUGAUUCUCUGUGAUGCUGAAAACACUCAUCUAGGAUUGUGGGAAAUCCUGAUUUCUCUUUUUUUUUUUUUUUUUUAAAUUUCAUUCGGUUUCUUGUGUUUUCUUUGCCAAAUGUUACCAAUCAGUGAGCGAGCAAGCACAGCCAAACUCGGACCUCAGCUUUAGUCCGUCUUCACACAAAAAUAAGAAAACGGGAAACUCACCCCAUUUC